Molecule: messenger RNA, 810 nt
Organism: Microthlaspi erraticum
Lineage: Eukaryota; Viridiplantae; Streptophyta; Magnoliopsida; Brassicales; Brassicaceae
Source: the annotation of a GenBank genome assembly
AUGGAGUCAUCGGUAAAACCCAAUCCGUUCCUCUCUUUUUCCUCUUUCCUUCACCACCACUGUAAUCGGUUCGGCUCCGAGCUCUCAGCUCGAAUCGAAGACACCAAACGAUUCGCCGAAACCCUAACAUCUCGACGUUUCUCUCCUCCCUCGCCGUUCUUCGCCUCCGUCUCACAGUCCAAGCCUUCCACCGGUGGAGCCUCGACGGCUUUGAGUCCAUCUCACGUCGCUAAAGCUCUUGCUGGCACGUCGGUGUUUACCGUCAGCAACACCAAUAACGAAUUCGUUCUUAUCUCUGAUCCUGCCGGUGACAAGUCUAUUGGUUUGCUCUGUUUUCGCCAAGAGGAUGCUGAAGCUUUUCUUGCUCAGGCGCGUCUUCGGAGAAGAGAAUUGAAAACCAAUGCUAAGGUUGUUCCCAUUAAUCUGGACCAGGUGUAUUUGUUGAAAGUUGAGGGGAUUUCCUUUCGGUUCUUGCCAGAUCCAAUCCAAAUAAAGAAUGCAUUGGAGCUUAAAUCCUCCGGUAACAAGACUGGGUUUGAUGGAGUUCCGGUUUUCCAGUCUGAGCUUCUUGUUGUGAGAAAAAAAAAUAAACGUUACUGCCCUGUAUAUUUCAGCAAGGAAGAUAUAGAGAGGGAACUUUCAAAGUAUACAAGAGCGUCAAGAGGAGAUCAACAAAUUAUGGUUGGGAGCCUGGAAGAUGUAUUGAGGAAAAUGGAGAGGAGCGAGAGGAAUUCAGGUUGGGAAGAUGUGAUAUUCAUUCCACCGGGAAGAAGCUAUGCACAACACAUGCAGGAAGUGAUCAAAGAGUAA